AUGGCAUGCCCCAUGCAGUCUCCUGCUGCCCACAGCUUGGACCAUGCCAGGAGUCCGCAGCUCAUGGACCCCCGCAGGAGACAGGCUGCCCUCUCGUUUCUCACCAAUAUCUCCCUGGACGGGCGACCCCUGCAGGAUCGCUGCGGCGCUCAGGACGGGAAUGCAGGUGCUGCGGGCUGGACGGUGCGGGCUCUGCAGUGUGAGGACACGGAGCGCAGUCCGGGAGCCGGUACACCGGGCACUCCGGGGAGACAGCUGCACGGCAAAGCGAUCCGGGCCUCUCCGCAGCUCGUGUCAUCCCGAUGCAGAGCCGCGGUGCUGCGGGAGGAUGAGGAGCACGAGCUGCAUGUGCUGGGGAAGCAGCUGGAUGAAGCGGAGGAUGAGAAUAGGACUCCUGCCAUUCCGAUCACCCCUCUCAGCGCUGGCACUAGGGGACGUCUGAACUCCUUCACCUAUGGCAUCCUGCCAGCUUCUUUCACCCGGACAUGUGCGGAGCCCAUACAGGGGGCCAUCUGCAGCGCCAUUGACAACCAGAGGUCCAGUCCUCUGGCCGCCUCCUGUCCCGCGCCUGCGGUCCUCUGGCCGCCUCCUGUCCCGCGCCUGCGGUCCUCUGGCCGCCUCCUGUCCCCCGCCUGCGGUCCUCUGGCCGCCUCCUGUCCCCCGCCUGCGGUCCUCUGCAGAUGCUUCAGCAUUGUGCAGAAGUGCAUUCUUGUAGUAUUUGGGAUGUGCAGCUUUCCCAGGUUCCAGCGAUGA
Messenger RNA from Nanorana parkeri, 753 nucleotides. Its product is annotated as CDK5 and ABL1 enzyme substrate 1-like. Bases 1 to 753 code for a protein of 250 amino acids. The transcript is spliced from 3 exons. Lineage: Eukaryota; Metazoa; Chordata; Amphibia; Anura; Dicroglossidae. The record is from RefSeq and is a predicted model, not a curated record.